Messenger RNA from Doryrhamphus excisus (bluestripe pipefish), 3845 nucleotides. RefSeq names its product dipeptidyl peptidase 9-like. Gene Ontology annotation, biological process: proteolysis. Lineage: Eukaryota; Metazoa; Chordata; Actinopteri; Syngnathiformes; Syngnathidae. Gene Ontology annotation, molecular function: serine-type peptidase activity; dipeptidyl-peptidase activity. The record is from RefSeq and is a predicted model, not a curated record.
UUAGGCUAUUAUCGAUGACAUCGAUAUUCGACUCAAUCUGUCUGCUUCCACUGUGAACUUCCUGUUUACUUUUGUUUAUAAGAUGUUUUAAUGAAUUCUCCAGCCCACAGAAGUGGACAUCAGCACGUCAUCGAGGAGCCAAGACUGGUUCAAGGCUAUCCAAUGGUUUAUGCACCUGGUCAAGAGGCUGAAAACUGAAGACAAGAAAGAAUACAACCAGGACAGCAUCAGAGAGGCGCUGGCAGGCAUGCCCGUAUUGGAUGAGCUCUCGGAGAGCACAGAAGUGGUGGAGAUGGACGAUGUGAAUUCGACCCCCUUCCAGGUGCAAAAGCACACGUGGGCGGAUCUGCGAAAAAUCAUUCACGGGAGCCGCAAGAACAUGAGCUCGCUCGUCAGCAAGGCGCCGCACGACUUCUGCUUCGUACAGAAGAAGGACGAGGCCAGCCCGCAUUCCCAUCGCAUCUACUUCCUUGGCAUGCCAUACCCUAGGAGGGAAAACUCAUUACUCUACGCCGAUAUUCCCAGGAAGAUACGCAAAGAGGCCCUUCUUAUUCUGUCAUGGAAGCAUAUUCUGGAUCACUUUAAGACCAGCCCUCGCAACAAGACCAUCUCUCGGGAGGAGGAGCUUCUACGAGAGAGGAAGCGCUUGGGGGUGUCUGGCAUCACAUCCUAUGACUACCACCCAUCCAGGGGCCUCUUUCUGUUCCAGGCCAACAACAGUCUCUACUGGUGCUUUGAUGGUUUGAAAAAUGAAGCCGACGUGAGUUCCCAAAAGAUUCCCAUGGAUCCUUUUGAGAUAAUGACCCAGUGUUCAGGCACCCGCAUGGAUGCCAAAAUCUGCCCCACCGAUGAUGACGUCAUCAGCUUUAUCCACAAUAAUGACAUUUGGGUGACCAAUAUCAAGACGAAUGAAGAAAAAAGGCUCACCUUUUGUCAUAAAGGCAUUGACAAACCAAACGAGGAUGCCAAAACAGCCGGUGUUGCCUCUUUUGUCACUCAAGAAGAAUUUAACCGUUUCACGGCAUACUGGUGGCGUCCGGUUGCACAGCAUGAGUCAGAUGGCGGAAAAGCAAUACAGAUUCUCUAUGAGGAAGUUGAUGAGUCUGAGGUUGAUGUCAUCCACGUCCCAUCUCCAGCUCUGGAGGAGUGCAACACCGAUGUGUACCGAUAUCCACGUGCAGGCAGCAAGAAUCCGGCAAUUACUCUGAAAUUACUUCAAAUCAAGACUGACAGUCUCGGCAAAAUUAUCAGCACGCAGGAAAAGGAGCUGCCUGUGCCCUUCGCCACUUUGUUCCCCGGUGCUGAAUACAUCACUAGAGCUGGCUGGACUAAAGAUGGACGAUAUGCAUGGGCGGCCAUGAUGGACCGACGCCAGCAGCAUCUCCAGUUGGUCCUCUUGCCUCCUUCGCUUUUCAUCCCUGUGGACCACGACGAGACCACUGGGCCGCAGCGUCUGCAGCGCCUUGAUGCUCCGGGAGACACCGUUCACCCUCUCAUCAUUUACCAACAGACCAGUGACAUCUGGAUCAAUGUCCAUGAUAUCUUCCAUCCGUUCAUCCAAAGCAGCGACGAAGAGUUUACAUUCAUCACUGUAAACGAGUCCAAAACGGGGUUUUGCCACCUCUACAAGGUCACCGCUGUGUUAGAACGUGGCAGUUACAACUGGAACAGAGGAUACACACACUCUGCAGAUAAUUUCAAGUGUCCAAUCAAGGAGGAGGUGGCACUAACCAGUGGAGAGUGGGAGGUGUUGGCCACUCAAGGCGCAAAGCGGUCAUCCAAUCCUCAGAUUUGGGUGGACGAGAGAGACAAGCUGGUGUACUUCCAGGGAACCAAAGACUCACCGCUGGAGCAUCACUUGUACGUUGUGAGCUAUGAGUCUCCGGGGGAAAUUGUUCGACUCACAAAGCCUGGUUUCUCCCACAGCUGCUCUGUGAGCCAUACAUUUGACAUGUUUGUCAGCCACUACAGCAGCCUGACCAGCACACCCUGUGUUCAUGUCUACAAACUGAAUAGCAAAGACGACAACCCGCUGCACAAAGAGCCUGAGUUCUGGGCAAGUCUGAUGGAGCCCUCUGGCUACCCGCCCAAUUACACUCAUCCUGAGAUCUUUAGCUUCUUAGGGAAGUCUGGCUUCCAGAUUUACGGCCUCUUGUACAAACCAGACAACUUGGUCCCGGGGAGGAAAUAUCCCACAGUUGUCUUUGUCUACGGUGGCCCUCAGGUCCAGUUGGUGAAUAACUCGUAUAAGGGUGUGAAGUACCAGCAGCUAAGCAUACUAGCAAGUCUUGGUUACGCUGUGCUCAUCAUCGAUGGGCGGGGCUCCUGUCAGAGAGGACUCGAGUUUGAAGGAGCCGUGAAGGACAAAAUGGGUCAGGUGGAGAUCGAAGACCAGGUGGAAGGUUUGCACUAUGUGGCAGACAAGUACAAGUUUGUGGACUUGAAUCGCGUUGCCAUUCAUGGGUGGUCGUAUGGGGGCUUCCUCUCGCUCAUGGGCCUCAUUCACAGACCCGAUAUCUUCAAGGUUUCCAUCGCGGGUGCACCGGUGACUUUGUGGAUGGCGUACGACACCGGUUACACCGAGCGGUACUUGGGCACCCCCGAAAACAACCAAGUGGGCUACGAGGCCUGCUCUGUUGCCCUGCAUGUCAACAAGUUCCCUAAUGAACCAAACAGGCUACUGAUCCUGCAUGGGUUUCUCGACGAGAAUGUGCACUUUUUUCACACCAACUUCCUGGUGUCCCAACUUAUCCGGGCAGGGAAACCAUACAACCUUCAGGUGUACCCCAAUGAACGCCACAGCAUUAGGUGUCCAGAGUCUGGAGAACACUACGAGAUCACGCUGCUCCACUUCCUCCAGCAGAACCUCUGAACCUUGUCUGCAGUUUUCACUUUGCUGACUUUCCACCAGGGGGCAGCUGCUUUGCAUUCUGGUUAGUUCUGGUCAUUAUAUGGAUUUUGGUGAGCUCGUCAUUUUUCCUUUAUUUACGGUAGCUUUUCUAAAAAUCUGUCAUGCAACUAAAUAUUUAUAAUUUUUUUUUUAUGUUAAAAUGACAAAAACACAGGCGAAAAGAUAUUUGUUCCCCUUUUUGUUCCCCGGCGUACUUUAAAGGAGACGUAACAGUGCUGUGGAGAAGUAAUUGGAAAAGAUACAUAGAAACAUUUAGGACAUUUUCAUCAAUUUCCAUUAUAUUGUAACCCGGUAUAAGUUAUUGUUAUUGUUUCAAAUUAUUAUUAUUACCAAAGAUUAUCUCACAGGUGAUCGAAUCAAACACAUGUAACAUGUAACAAGCAGGAUGUGUAAAACACAUGCCACUUUUUUUUUUUUAAUUAUGACAUUAUAUUGCUUUGUAUUUGUGCCUGAUGGCCAUAAACUGUAAAUAUAUUGAUUGACUUUGUUCUUAAAGGGAUUUAUGGUAUGUUAAACUCCACAUUGUGUUUUUUUUUUUUUUUCAUAAAGCAUUAGUGCAGGGGUCUCAAACUCAAUUUACUUGGGGGCCACUGGAGCUCGGGUCUGGGUGAGAUUGGGCCGCAUCAGGUUUCCCCCCCCCAAAAAAACAAAAAAAAUUAAAAAACUUCGCUUUGGUUCCAAUUUUCUACAAGAAAAGCUCUGAUCUUAAUUUUUAUUUUUCUACACAAAAUAAGAUGAAAAAUAAAUAAACAAAUCAAGAAUAAAGAAAAUCAAUCAAUCAGUAAUAAAUAAAUAUAAUAAUAAUAAUAAAACGGCAAAUAAUAAAAACUUAAGAAACCACAUAUAGUUGGUGGGUAGACAAAUUAUUUUUUUCAGAUUAAAAUGAACAAAGCAUUAUUAGAGCCCUGUAGACAUGACAAAACACGACUAUAGU